AUUGAUUGUAACCGUAGAUACCUCUAUCUUUUGUUGGAACCAUUAAGUUUGAUGAAGCAGUCGUUAAUGACUCAUACAUCACAAGUGAUUAAUGAAUGACAAUCUGUGAAUAAUGAUCCAAAAUGGUUGCCAUGGAGUACAAUUAUCAAGAGGAGGAAAAUAAGUCAUAGAAUGACAGCGAAGUCUGCCAAGAGUUCGAUUGUUCCUUCCAGGACGAGUCGCCACUGGUGCGUGAAGUUUUUUCUUUAUUGGGUGCAUAACUGCAUAGCAAUUUCAAAUGGAACCAUAAAAAAUAAUGAGUAAGUUUCGGAAAGUCGAGAAUCACGUGGACUCCGCGAUUGUGUAGUGAGUGUGUUUCACUGACUGCGCAAAAUCUAUACAUGAAGGGUUUCAAAGUUCCUCGAAUCAUCUCAUCGUAAUACUAUACCUACAGAGUGGCACAAAACAGUAAAAAACCCUCGACGCUGAAAGGAUUACAUCCAUGAAGACGAAUGGAAUGAAUAUGCAGCGAUCAAAAACGAGACAUGCGGCAAGCUCUUGCAUCCUGAUGCUUAUGUGUGUUCGACAUGGCAUAACACACAUGGACAAAUAUAUAAAUGGUUUUCAUUCAGUAUACAGUAGUGAACUUUAUCUUCCCGAUGAUUAUACUCCCUCUAUCCUGGAUACGGACUCAUCGGAAGAAUAUAGGACAGAUGAAAUGGGAUGGGGCAACACCGCCAAAAGCGUCCAAUGGCCUCCAGACGACGUUAGACAUACACAUGAAGAUUCAAAAGAAAAUCUUAAAAGCUUCGGCGGCAUAUACGAUUAUUUGAUAACCGAUCAAAAUGUUUGGCAUGGCGGCGGUGGUGGAAAUACGAAGCCAAACUCAAAUGGAGAGACUUUUCGUGCCAUCGACCAGGACUCGUCGGAAUGGGACAAGGGCGCGUCGGAAAGGGAACGGGACUCGUGGGAAACGGACGAUGACUCGUCGGAAAAGGACAAGGACUCGUCGGAGGGGGACGGGGACUCGUCGGCCGAGGACUCGUCGGAAACGGAUGAUGACUCGUCGGAAAAGGACAAGGACUCGUCCGAGGGGGACGGGGACUCGUCGGCCGAGGACUCGUCGGAAACGGCCGAGGACUCGUCGGAAAGGGGCGAGGACUCGUCGGAAGGUAACGUGAACUCUUCGGCAGGGGGCAAAUGUGAAAUACAAUAUUUCUACGACAUCGACGUCAAAUCUGCGAAGUGCAGGAUGGAGAAGGAAGGUUGCCAUCUCGAGUACAGCGGAUUCAGAACCGUCAUACCGGAUUUGAAGCGUUGCCUCGUCGAAAACAAUCGGUGCAUCCUGCAGAAAGGUGCCAAACGAGUGAUGCUUCCGUUCACUCGGAUAGGAUGUAAAAAAUACAGGCAGAAUCCCAGGAUGUCCAACGAGCCUAUCCACGACGUGAACAACGAAACGCAAGAGAACAGUUGCGAGUUUCACUACAUGGACGAACUGGCGUUCGACGAAUUGGCGUGCGAAUUGAAGGAGGGCGAAUGUUUUCUGAGCGACGGGAAUAGGAUGACCAUAAUCUUGGACGAGGAGAAUUGUAGGUUAGAAAACGGCACCUGCGUCGCCUCCCAAGAUUUCAAGACGGAUCUACCGUUCGUCGGUAAGGAUUGUCGAGAGUUCGAUCCUGCACCGAAAAUUAGGAGAAGGAGGCAGAUCCAGACGUAUCCGGGGUACGAUUGCCAAUUACAACGUUUCCAGAAUCUCGGAUUCUACACAGAUGUUAACUGCGCCUUGUGGGGGGGUGAAUGUUUCUUGGAACUUGACAAUAUGAUCACCGUGGCUCCAGAUGGCGAAAAUUGUUUUCUGUAUGGGGGUAGAUGUUACGUUUCCACACCGUUUACCAUCACCAACAUACCCCUGGUAGACAAGGCUUGUAUGGUACUUGAUGAAUUCACUGAAAGAUACACUGAUGUUCAGACCGGGCAAAUGAAUGAAUUUUAUGUAUAUCCCUUGAUGAGGACGAUCUACGAUGAUACUUCCAUGAUGUAUGGAAGGGCAGCAUACGACUUUCCUGAUGAAAAUGGGAUACCAAGGGUCCAAAAUGAAGGUCAACCAUCAGAACCAUCACGUAACGAUUUAUCGGAGCAGCAACCUCGAGCAGCCCGCAAGGGAGCAUCCAAAGGCGACAUAUUCACCAAUUCCAACUACACCACUUGCGUCCUGCUGGUGAGAAAAAAGAAGGACAAGGUGGAGAAGAGAUGCUAUCCGGGAAACGACAACACUGUGCAGUACGACCGCGGGAAAAACUGCCGUAUGAUCCAAGGGCAUUGUUUCAGGGUACGCAAAGACCCGGAAUUCCUCAAAGAGUAUUUUUCCACGCCGCACAACAACAUACUCACGUGCGUCAUGCUCGGCAAGGAGUGUUACAUGCUGGACGGCGACAUGCUGUUGUACAAGAAGGAAGAGUGCCACGAACCGGUCUGUCGCGCACUGGUGGCCGACCCGGUCAAUCCAGGGGCUUAUUGCGAUUUUAUAGAUUGCGGGGAUUCCGAUGAUUCCGAUGAUCCCGAAGAUUCCGAACACGCGGGCCAAAUUGGUGGAGAGGUUCCAGUGACUGUUUUGGACAACGAUAUGGCUGAGGGGCUGUCGGACGGUCUGAAGCAACUAUUACCUAAAAAUCACACCACUGGGAAGCCCGUAGGUAUAUUCUACUCAAUGUCUUUCAUAUACAACAAUUCACUUUCGGCUGUGUACACGUCGCCGAAUAGCUCCGACCAAUCAGCGGGCAGUAGUAGUGGAGAUGGUGGUAAUAAUGGACAAAACUUUGAUAAAAACGAUUCUGGCGAUAAAAAUCUUCCGGAAGUGGAGGAAGUGGAUGAAGAAGAAGAAACGGAAGAUAUUACAGAUGAAAUCGAUGAUUACGACUACGAUGAGGACUAUGAUCUGCCGUCAUCUAGAAAAUCUGUGAAGAAAGAUCCGGUUGCCUCAGAUAUAUGGCGCGAUGCUAAGUUUACCGACUGUAUUUUCCACAUGACGAUGAGGAAAAAGAGGUGGGAAACGAAAUGCUACCCGGGCAACCAAAACACCGACGAGAUAAGCCCGCAAGACGCGCACAACUGUCGCCUCAUAGACGGGGAAUGCUACAAGGUCCACAGGGACCGGAAGUUCCUGAGCUCGUACUUCAAGAAGCCGCCGAAUCGGAUGCUGAAAUGCGUGAUCGUCGAAGACGACUGUUACCUGAAGGACAAGAACCUGCUGUUGUUCAACAGCGACGACUGCUACGAAUCGAUCUGUGGACAACUGCGUAGCGAUGGGAAGGUGCCCGGGAACUUUUGCGAUUCGUCGAAGUGCGGACAUUCCAAGCCUAACCUGGUGAGCUUCAAGGAAGUAAAGGGGGCGCGACGUUCCCCCUUGUCGAAGUCGACGACGAGUCUCGGGAAUAUCGAAGACCAUAUGGUUGCUCCUCUGUUGAAAACGUUGAAGGCGGUGGUGCCACAGACGGAUUUCGAAGGGGAUCCGUCGUCUGUCGUAUACUCGAUCGGGCUGCUCUACAACGAUCCAGACUCAUCGCCGGUGACGGUUCGGAAAGUCAGCGAGGUGUUGUCGAGAAGAAAAAACGAUACCAUCGAACGGGGGUCGCAGUCACUUCCAGAGGGGAGGGAUGUCACCAAUUCGACAGAUCAGAAAGACAGUGAAAUCUCAAGAAGAAACAACGGAACGACCGAAAGUGAGUCCUUGAUUUCAUUUACCGAACAAGAGGCUAACGGAUCAGAAAUCAGCAAUUCAACAGAGAAUGUUAUAAAUGGUAAUUCAAAUGAGCAAAUUGUGAUUUCUCCUGAUGGACUGGGCAGAAGUGCGAAAACCGAAUCAUCUGAUGGAAAAUACCAAUCCAUUGACAGUAAAGAAUCUCUACCCAAUCCUGCAAGGUGAAAUUUUUGGUUGCCCUUAUGUACCUGUAGAUAAAUCAAAUACAUAAAGUGAAAGUUUGUCCUAGUGUCAAUUGUGCCUAGUGCCUAAUUACUUCAUUCGAA
Messenger RNA from Coccinella septempunctata (seven-spotted ladybird), 4002 nucleotides. RefSeq lists its product as uncharacterized. The record is from RefSeq and is a predicted model, not a curated record. The transcript has 9 exons. Bases 482 to 3901 code for a protein of 1139 amino acids. Lineage: Eukaryota; Metazoa; Arthropoda; Insecta; Coleoptera; Coccinellidae.